Cryptosporidium muris RN66 is the source of this 735-nucleotide messenger RNA. RefSeq lists its product as uncharacterized. Bases 1 to 735 code for a protein of 244 amino acids. The record is from RefSeq and is a predicted model, not a curated record. The transcript has 2 exons. Lineage: Eukaryota; Apicomplexa; Conoidasida; Eucoccidiorida; Cryptosporidiidae. Gene Ontology annotation, biological process: DNA damage response. Gene Ontology annotation, cellular component: nucleus. Gene Ontology annotation, molecular function: single-stranded DNA binding; metalloendopeptidase activity; polyubiquitin modification-dependent protein binding.
AUGAUCAGUAUAGAGCCAAUACCACGUGAUGCACCAUUUCUAGGCGCCUUAAAUUUAUCUUUUAAAAAAGGGGAAUUUCCUGAUAUCCACGAGUUAUUUCUUUACUAUAAUGAUUUAUAUUUUGGUGGUAAUUUAGGUUCUGUGAUAGUUAGAUGGAGCUCAAGAAUGAAGCUUUGUGCUGGAACAUGUACCUAUGAAAUUGGUGGAAGAUGUGUCAUUAGUUUGUCGGAACCUUUACUAAAAUAUAGAUCAGUUAAAGAACUUAAAGAAACAUUAUUGCAUGAAUUAAUACAUGCUUAUUUAUUUGUUACAAAUAAUUGUAAAGAUAGAUCAGCUCAUGGACCAGAAUUCAUAUUUCAUAUGAAUAGAAUUAAUAUGAAAACAGGUUUGAAUAUAACAAUAUAUCAUUCAUUUAUUAAUGAAGUCAAUUUUUAUCGUACGAAUAUAUGGCGUUGCAAUGGUCCUUGUAGAUUAGAAGCUCCAUAUUAUGGUUUUGUAAAACGUUCCAUUAAUCGUACUCCAGGUCCAAAUGAUUCAUGGUGGAAUCUACAUCUUUCUAAAUGUGGUGGUAAAUUCACAAAGAUUUCAGAUUCAGAUAAAACUAGGAAUUAUAGUGUAAUUAACAAGCAAAUAAGUAACUCAUAUGCCUAUAAAGAGGAGACUCAAAAGAUAAGUAUUGAUUUGAGCUCAGAUUCUGAUGUAGAGGCAAUACAAAUUGUUGAAAUUAGUGAUUAG